AUGUAUCGAACAUCUGAUAUUGCAAACUCUCUAAAAAUUCAUGAACGUGAGAAUGUGGCGUUCGGUUUCCGAUCAAACAAGUCCAAUCUCCGGGUAAGGAUGAGCCAACCCACCGCUCCCGCCGAGAGCAUCCGAGAGGCGCAGCAAAAGCUGAAGGAAGAGCGUGAGGCAAAGCGUGCCCAGCUGGACGGCAGGCACGACUACGUGCUCGGCGUCGUGGCCGCGUGCACCGGGCUGGAGAAAGCAGAGGUGGAAGAUGCCGUUUUGGAGGGCACCCAGAUCGAGCGGAUGGAGCAGUUCUUUGCUACUGGGGGCCUCCCGCACCUCAUGUUUUACUAUCAAGACACAGAAUCCACAGAGGCAGCUGUCGCGUCCUCUGUGAUUCGGGGCAAGAAGGCGAGAGUCUUUGUGACCGAGGGCUCUGACGUUGCUCUGACUCACAUGUGUGUGUUCUUCACGCGGGCAAACACCUCCAAGGCUGUCACUACGGAGAACGUCCACAGAGACGUGAGCUUCAACAUGCUGGACCCGACCGGUGUGGGUCUACUGAAGAGUGUGGAGCAGCUGCUGGGAGAGAUCUUCAUCCCAACACUGAAGAAGACGAGCCACGGAUGGGGAGAGGUGACCAACCCUCAGGCACAGAGUGUCAAGCAGGAAUUCAUCAGCUCUCUGGAGAACUUUGUGGCUGUUCUGGCCGGAGCACAGGAGAGCCUGGAGGAGAAGGUAAACCUCAAAGAGUGUGACGCAUUUGAUCUGAAAACACUGAAAGGUCCCUCGGACUACACGGCCGUGGCCAACAGCGCUGAAACCCUGGAGAAGAUCGAAGCCUGCAUGAAGGUCUGGAUCAAGCAGAUCGAACAGGUCCUGGCAGAGAAUGAGCAGCUAAGGAAGGAGGCUGACAACUUGGGCCCCCGAGCGGAGCUGGACCACUGGAAGAAGCGAAUGUCCCGCUUCAACUACCUCCUGGAGCAGCUCAAGAGCCCUGACAUGAAAGCUGUACUGGGGGUCCUCAUGAUGGCUAAAUCCAAACUCAUCAAGGUUUGGAGAGAAUUGGACAUUAGGAUCACGGACUCGGCAAACGAGGCCAAGGACAAUGUGAAGUACCUCUACACACUCGAGAGGUUCUGUGACCCUCUCUACAACAGCGAUCCUGUGUCGAUGGUAGAAGCCCUUCCUGGACUCAUAAAUGCCGUGCGCAUGAUCAACAGCAUCUCCCGUUAUUACAACACCUCGGAGAAAAUCACCUCUCUGUUUGUCAAAGUCACAAAUCAAAUGAUAACAGCCUGCAAAGCCUACAUUACCAAAAAUGGUUCAGCCACAAUAUGGGACCAGCCUCAGGAUGUGGUAGCGGAGAAGCUCAGAGCAGCCAUUCGUUUAAACCAGGAAUACCAGAAAUAUUUCCACCAAACAAAGCAGAAGCUGGAGCAGAGUCCCUCGGAACGGCAGUUCGACUUCAGCGAGAUGUACAUCUUCGGCAAGUUUGACACAUUCCAGAGACGCCUCAGUAAAAUCCUCGCCAUGUUCAGCACCAUCAACACAUAUUCCACCCUGCAAGACUCCAAAAUCGAGGGCCUAGAAACCAUGGCAACCAGAUUUCAGACCGUGGACAUGCAAGGAAAAUGGGAGGCUAUUGUGUUGACGAUGAAAAGGAAGCAGUACAACUUCCUGGACCAGAGGAAGACCGACUUUGAUCAGGACUACGAGGAGUUUUGUAAACAGACAGCUGAACUGCAUAAUCAGCUCAGAACCUUCAUGGACAACACAUUUGACAAAAUUCAGAGCACGGAGAGAGCUUUGAAUGUUCUUAAGAAAUUUGAAAGACUCUGCAUCCCAGACCUGGGCAUCAGUGAAAAGUAUCAGAAGAUCUUGCAGAACUAUGGUCGUGACAUCGAAAUGGUGUCGCGCAUCUACUCCAAGCAGAAGAUAGAUACGCCCGUUGCCCGAGACCUCCCACCCAUUGCAGGGAGGAUCCUCUGGGCCCGGCAGCUGUACCGACGAAUCCAGGAUCCCAUGCAACUUAUCCAGGAACAUCGGGGCAUCCUUAACACUCCUGAGGCCAAGCACAUCAUACGCAACUACAACCGAGUGGCCAAAGUGCUUCUGGAGUUCGAGGUGCUAUACCACCGAGGCUGGAUGUCACAGAUCGAGAUGGCAAGAAUUGGUCUCCAAGCCUCUCUGCUGGUCAAGUGUCCAGACACCAUGGAGCUAUACGUCAACUUUGACCCCCAGAUCCUGACUCAGAUCCGCGAGACGGAGUGCAUGAGCCGGAUGGGUCUGGAGAUUCCGCCGUUUGCCGCUGUCUUGAGGCAGAAGCAGGAGCUGCUCAAAAAGAACUACAACAAACUUCAGAUGGCACUGUCGGAGAACACCAGGGUGCGGGCAAAGAUCCAGCCUGCUUUCGAGUCGCUCCUCGCCCCGCACGUGGCCAGAGUGGACGAGGCCAUUCUGCCAGGUCUCACCUCCCUCAGCUGGGCCUCUCUGAACAUCGACAAGUACCUCAGCCACAUCAGCACCGCACUGGGGGAUCUGGAGCUGCUCUUGGACCGGGCCAAUGACCUGGUGCAGUUCCGGAUCGACGCUGUCCUGCACGAGAUGAGCAGCACCGUGCUGUGCACUCUGCCCGAGGACGAGCCUGCCACAUGCGAGGAAUUUGUGCAGACCACCAAGGAGCUCUGCAUUAAGGGGGCGCAGCUGCUGCACAUGAAGAGCUCCCUGGUUGAGGAGGCGGCCAACGAGCUGAUCAACAUGCUGCUGGAUUCCGAGCAGAAGGAGGAGGAGAGCGAGAUGGAACGCGGGAGCGCAGCUGAGAGCAGGGCAGAGGACCGCGACGGAGAGGAUGAGAACAGAUCAGAGGGCCGAGUGUUUUCUCGUAACACCCUGGCACCCAGCAUUGGGCCUUUGUCUCCGCUGGCGAGGAAGAGGAAGAAGAGGGAUAUGUCGGAGGUGAUGGAGGAAGAGGCCAAGGAGCUGCUGUCGUACUUCAAUCACCGGAACAUAGAUGCGCUACUGCGCCUGACCCGCAACACGCUGGAGGCCCUGCGCAGGCGCAUCCACGCCUCCUCGCUCAUGCACUUCCUGGCAGAGGCCGACUCUCCCAACAGGCAAAAGGGCAGCAGUCAGCAGCCCAUCUUCAGAGCUGGAGUGUGUCUGUCCAUCCCCAACGUCAUUGUGGUUCCAGGGCUGGACGAGGUCCAGCAAGCCCUGAACAAAGCUGUGGAGUGUGUCGUCAGUGUCAGCAAGGGAGUUGGUCAGUGGAGCAAAGAGAGAAUCUCUAAGAGGAAGAUGAGUGAGAGGCGCCUGGCGACGCUGAGGCAGGAUGGCACAGACAGCGACUCGGAGGAGAGCCAGACCACGCACCGCAGUUUCGCCGAUAGCAGCAGUUCUGACAUCUCGGCUUCAGCAAACCAGGCCAUUCCACUCCAAGUCAAGAACUAUUACAAAAGCGUCUCGGAGAACAAGGAGAUCGUCAAGCUGGUGUCUGUGCUUAGCACCUCCAUCAACUCCACAAAGAAGGAGAUGGUGAGCACCCUGGACCGCUUCAACCGAUACCAACACAUCUGGAGGAAGGACCGGGAGAGUGCCAUCCGCAGGCUCACCCAGCGAAAUGCUCUGCUGUCAGAAUUCGAGUCUCAGAUCCUGUACUACCGGGACCUGGAGUGUGAGAUCAAUGCCGAGCCUGAGUUUAUCACUGUGGGAGCCCUGGCACUCUAUACUGCCGACCUGAAACUGGCCCUUACUGCUGAGACUAAGAGCUGGAUGGUGGACUUCGGUCAUCACUGCAACAGAAAGUACCGCACUGAGAUGGAGCAGAUCUUUACAUUUGUGGAUGAGGCAAGCAAGAAGCUGAACCGGCAGAUCAAAGACCUGGAUGACAUUCGUGUUGCCAUGGCAGCACUCAAAGAGAUCAAGGAACAUCAGAUCGCCAUAGACUUCCAAGUGGUGCCCAUUGAGGAGUCCUACGCCAUGCUGCAUAAGUUCGAGCUCUUGGUGGCCAAAGAAGAGAUGGAGAAGGUUGACACGCUGCGCUAUGCAUGGGAGAAGCUUCUAGUGCGCAGCAUUGAAGUGCAAAAUGAGCUUAUCUCCCUGCAGCCCAACUUCAGGGGGGAACUGAUCGCAAACGUGCGAACCUUUGUGGACGACUGCAAGCACUUCUACCAGGACUAUGAGAAGGAUGGUCCGAUGGUGCUUGGCCUGGCUCCACAGGAUGCAAGUGACAGACUCAUUAUGUUUCAGAACCGUUUCGAUAACCUCUACCGCAAAUACAUCACCUUCACCGGGGGAGAGGAGCUCUUCGGUCUGCCUGUUACCCAGCAUCCUCAGCUGUUGGAGAUCCGGAAGCAGCUUUCUCUGCUCCAGAAGCUCUACGGCCUCUACAACAACGUCAUAGAUACCGUCAACAGCUAUUACGACAUCCUCUGGGCUGACGUCCACAUUGAAAGAAUCAACAAUGAACUCGUGGACUUCCAGACCCGGUGCCGCAAGCUGCCCCGCGCCCUGAAAGAAUGGCAGGCCUUUUUGGAUCUGAAAAAAACCAUUGAUGAGUUCAGUGAGUGCUGCCCCCUACUGGAGCUGAUGGCCAACCGGGCCAUGAUGACACGGCACUGGAAGAGGAUCACUGAGGUCACAGGCCACACCUUCGAGGUGGAGACGGACACCUUCAAGCUGCGCAACAUCAUGGAGGCUCCGCUCCUCAAGUACAAAGAGGAAAUUGAAGACAUCUGUAUUAGUGCCGUGAAAGAGCGAGACAUCGAGCAGAAGCUAAAGCAAGUGAUGGCCGAGUGGGACAACAAGACCUUCACCUUUGCCCAGUUCAAAACCCGUGGUGAACUGCUGCUGCGUGGAGACAGCACCUCUGAGAUCACCAGCAACAUGGAGGACAGCCUCAUGGUCCUAAGCUCUCUAAUGAGCAACAGGUAUAACACCCCAUUCAAGGCUCAGAUCCAGAAGUGGGGUCCAAAAUUUCCCAACACCACAGACAUCAUUGAGAACUGGAUGACUGUGCAGAAUCUCUGGCUCUACCUGGAGGCAGUGUUUGUAGGUGGAGACAUAGCCAAACAGCUUCCUAAGGAGGCUAAGCGCUUCUACAUCGAUAAGUCCUUGAAGAUCAUGACCCGGGCCCACGAGAUGCCCAAUGUAAUACAGUCCUGUGUGGGGGAUGAGACCAUGGGUCAGCUCUUGCCUCAUAUUCUUGAGCAGCUAGAGAUUUGCCAGAAAUCUCUCACUGGGUACCUGGAGAAGAAGCGGCUACUCUUCCCGCGUUUCUUCUUCGUGUCGGAUCCAGCUCUGCUGGAGAUCCUGGGUCAGGCAUCUGACUCUCACACCAUCCAGGCUCAUCUGCUCAACGUCUUUGACAAUAUCAAAUCCGUUCGUUUUCAUGACAAGAUGUAUGACCGAAUCCUAUCCAUAUCAUCACGUGAGGGGGAAACUGUGGACUUGGACAAGCCAGUGACAGCUGAGGGCAACGUGGAGGUGUGGCUCAACGCCCUCCUGAAGGAGUCCCAGAGGUCUUUGCAUCUCAUCAUUCGUCAGGCAGCCAUGGCCAUUCAAGACUCUACCUUCCAGCUUAUUGACUUCCUGGAGUCCUUCCCUGCGCAGGUAGGUUUGCUGGGCAUCCAGAUGAUCUGGACGAGGGACUCAGAAGAGGCCUUAACCAAUGCUCGGUUUGACCGCAAAAUCAUGACCAAAACCAACCAGUCUUUUCUGGAGCUCCUCAAUACCCUCAUUGACAUGACCACAAAGGACCUGGACACAGUGGAACGUACCAAAUACGAAACACUAAUCACCAUUCAUGUGCAUCAGAGGGACAUCUUUGAUGACUUGUGUCGUUUGCACGUAAAAAGCCCUGCCGACUUCGAAUGGCUGAAGCAGUGUCGAUUCUACUUCAAUGAGGACUCGGACAAGCUGUUGAUCAACAUCACGGAUGUGGGCUUCGUGUACCAAAAUGAAUUCCUCGGCUGCACCGAUAGACUGGUUAUCACGCCGCUCACAGGCAGGUGCUACAUUACCUUGGCCCAGGCUCUGGGCAUGAGCAUGGGGGGUGCUCCAGCAGGGCCAGCUGGAACAGGAAAGACUGAGACCACCAAAGACAUGGGCCGCUGUCUGGGAAAGUACGUGGUUGUCUUCAACUGCUCGGACCAGAUGGAUUUCCGAGGCCUGGGACGAAUAUUUAAAGGCCUCGCUCAGUCGGGCUCCUGGGGUUGUUUCGACGAGUUCAACCGCAUCGACCUCCCCGUGCUGUCUGUGGCCCGCACAGCAGAUCGCCACCCGGUGCUGACCUGCAAGAAGGAACGCCGCAAGACCUUCGUCUUCACCGACGGAGACUCCGUGGAGAUGAACCCAGAGUUCGGCAUCUUCCUCACCAUGAACCCUGGAUAUGCCGGCCGUCAAGAGCUUCCAGAGAACCUCAAGAUCAACUUCCGCUCUGUGGCCAUGAUGGUUCCCGACCGGCAGAUCAUCAUCCGUGUCAAGCUGGCCAGCUGUGGCUUUAUCGAUAACAUUGAACUCGCCAGGAAGUUCUUCACCCUCUACAAGCUUUGUGAGGAACAGCUCUCCAAGCAGGUUCACUACGACUUUGGCCUGAGGAACAUCCUGUCUGUCCUGCGAACGCUCGGCGCCGCCAAGCGAGCCAAUCCCAGUGACACGGAGUCCACCAUCGUCAUGAGGGUUCUCCGGGACAUGAACCUGUCCAAACUCAUUGACGAGGACGAGCCACUCUUCCUCAGCUUGAUCGAAGACCUGUUCCCUGGAAUCCAGCUGGACAAGGCCGGAUACCCCCAGCUGGAGGCUGCCAUAGACGCACAAGUCACAGAGGCUGGACUGAUCAACCAUCCUCCUUGGAGGCUGAAGGUGAUCCAGCUUUUUGAGACCCAGAGAGUGCGCCAUGGAAUGAUGGCACUAGGACCCAGUGGAUCAGGGAAGAGCACCUGUAUCCACAUCCUCAUGAAGGCCAUGACUGACUGUGGGCAGCCUCAUCGAGAGAUGCGAAUGAACCCAAGUCCAUUACAGCGCCCCCAGAUGUUCGGCAGGCUUGAUGUAGCAACCAAUGACUGGACUGAUGGCAUAUUCUCCACUCUGAGAAAGACCCUGAGGGCUAAAAAAGGAGAACACAUCUGGAUCGUGCUGGAUGGCCCGGUGGAUGCCAUAUGGAUCGAGAACCUCAACUCUGUGCUGGACGACAACCGCACGCUGACACUGGCCAAUGGCGACCGCAUUCCCAUGGCCCCCAGCUGCAAGGUCGUCUUCGAGCCGCACAACAUCGACAACGCCUCCCCCGCCACGGUCUCCCGGAAUGGCAUGGUCUUCAUGAGCUCCUCCGUACUCAGCUGGAGUCCCAUUCUGGAGGGCUGGCUGAUGACUCGCCCCGCCCAGGAGGCGGAGCUACUGCGGGAUCUCUUCACGCACUCUUUCCCCGAGCUCUACCGCUUCAGUGUCCAGUCCCUGGACCAUAGGAUGGCCGUGCUGGAGGCCUUCGUCAUCGUGCAGUCCACCACCAUGCUGCAGGGGCUGAUCCAACCCAAGGAGCAAGGCGGAGAGGUGUCCCCCGAUCAUUUGGAGCGCCUGUAUGGUUUUGCCCUCAUGUGGAGCAUCGGGGCCCUCCUGGAGCUCGACGAUCGAAAGAAGAUGGAGAGCUGGCUCCGUCGCCAUGACAACAUCCAUCUGGACCUGCCAGACAUCCCGUCCGACAGCGAGGACACCAUGUUCGACUACCAUGUCACCAGUGAUGGUCAGUGGGUUCACUGGAGCUCACGAGUGGAAGAGUACAUUUACCCUACGGACUCCACUCCCGCGUACAGCUCUAUACUGGUGCCCAACGUGGACAACGUACGCACGGAUUUCCUAAUCCAGACCGUUGCCAGGCAGGGCAAGGCCGUGCUCCUGAUAGGAGAGCAGGGCACCGCCAAGACAGUCAUCAUCAAACGCUACCUGUCCAAAUACGACCCAGAAUCCCACGCUGCUAAGAGCCUCAACUUUUCAUCAGCCACCACGCCGCUCAUGUUCCAGCGCUCCGUGGAGAGCUACGUGGACAAGCGGGUGGGAACGACGUAUGGCCCCCCAGCAGGGAAGAAGAUGUCUGUCUUUAUUGAUGACAUCAACAUGCCCGUGAUCAAUGAGUGGGGAGACCAGGUCACGAACGAGAUCGUGCGGCAACUGAUAGAGCAGAAUGGCUUCUACAACCUGGAGAAGCCGGGAGAGUUCACCAACAUCGUGGACAUCCAGUUCCUAGCAGCCAUGAUUCACCCCGGCGGUGGCCGCAAUGACAUUCCCCAAAGGCUGAAGAGACAUUUCUCCAUCUUCAACUGCACACUCCCCUCUAACGCCUCCAUAGACAAGAUCUUUGGAGUGAUAGGUACAGGCCACUACUGCCCGUGCCGUGGCUUUGCGGGGGACGUGCGGGACCUGGUGGUGCGGCUGGUGCCCAUCACCCGCCGCCUCUGGCAGGCGACCAAGGUCAAGAUGCUGCCCACGCCGGCCAACUUCCACUACGUCUUCAACCUGCGGGACAUGUCCCGCAUCUGGCAGGGCAUGCUCGGCGUCACUGCAGAGGUGAUCGACUCGCCUGGCGUGCUGCUCCGUCUGUGGAAGCACGAGUGCAAGCGUGUGAUCGCUGACCGAUUCACGAGCCCGGACGAUGUGGCCUGGUUCGACCGGGCCCUGGCUGACCUGGUGGAGGAGCAGUUGGGGGAGCAAGCCCGGGAGGAGGCGGAGCCCGGAGUGGACGUCUACUUUGUGGACUUCCUCAGGGAUGCUCCUGAAGCCACAGGGGAGGAGCUGGAGAACUGCGUCUUUGACCUGCCCAAAGUGUACGAGCCCAUCGUCUCGUUGGCCAGCCUGCGGGAGAGACUGAACCUGUUCCUGGGCCACUACAACGAGAGCAUCCGGGGAGCUGGCAUGGACAUGGUUUUCUUCACAGAUGCCAUGGUUCAUUUAGUCAAGGUGUCUCGAAUAAUCCGGACUCCCCGGGGGAACGCCCUGCUGGUCGGUGUGGGAGGCUCAGGGAAACAGAGUUUGACGAGACUGGCAUCUUUUAUCGCCGGAUACAAAACCUUCCAGAUCACUCUGACGCGUUCCUACAACACUUCUAACCUGUUGGACGACCUGAAAGGGCUGUAUAAGACAGCAGGACAGCAGGGCAAAGGCGUUACCUUCAUCUUCACCGACAACGAGAUCAAGGAUGAGUCCUUCCUGGAGUAUAUGAACAACGUCCUUUCGUCCGGAGAGGUGUCCUCCUGUUUCGCUCGCGAUGAGAUCGACGAGAUCCUCAGCGACCAUCCGGUCAUGAAGCGGGAGUUCCCGCGGCGGCCGCCCACCAACGAGAGCUUGCACGAGUUCUUCAUGGGCCGGGUGCGGCAGAACCUGCGUGUGCUGUGCUUCUCUCCUGUGGGUGACAAGUUCAGAACCCGCGCCCUCAAGUUCCCUGCCCUCAUCUCGGGCUGCACCAUGGACUGGUUUAGCCGCUGGCCCAAAGACGCCCUCGUCGCAGUCUCGGAGCACUUCCUGUCCACCUACGACGUCGACUGCUCCGCCCAGGUGAAGGCGGAGGUGGUGCAGUGCAUGGGGUCCUUUCAGGACGGCGUGGCAGAGAAGUGCGCCGACUACUUCCGCAGAUACCGCCGCUCUGCCCACGUCACUCCCAAGUCUUACCUGUCCUUCAUCCAGGGCUACAAGGCCAUCUACAAGGAGAAGCGGUCGGAGGUUCAGACCCUGGCCGACCGGAUGAAGACAGGCCUACACAAGCUGAAAGAGGCCUCCGAGUCUGUGGCUGCACUCAGCAAAGAGCUGGAGGUGAAGGAGAAGGAGCUGAAGAUCGCAAACGAGAAAGCCGAUAUGGUGCUUAAGGAGGUCACGGUGAAAGCGCAGGCAGCCGAAAACGUGAAGGUGGAGGUGCAGAAGGUGAAGGACAAAGCCCAGGCCAUCGUGGACAGCAUCUCGGCAGACAAGGCCAUCGCUGAGGAGAAGCUGGAGGCAGCCAGGCCAGCCCUGGAAGAGGCGGAGGCAGCGCUGCAGACGAUCAAGCCGUCGGACAUCGCCACGGUGCGCACGCUGGGCCGACCCCCCCACUUGAUCAUGCGCAUAAUGGAUUGUGUGCUGCUGCUGUUCCAGCGCAGGCUGAACUCGGUCCGUGUUGACCCCGAGAGAAGCAGUGUCACGCCGUCCUGGCAGGAGUCGCUCAAGCUCAUGACGGCCGGGAACUUCCUGGGCAGCCUUCAGCAAUUCCCCAAAGACACCAUCAACGAGGAGGUGGUGGAGCUCCUCCACCCAUACUUCGAUAUGGCCGACUACAACAUCGAGACGGCCAGGCGGGUGUGUGGCAACGUGGCGGGUCUGUGCUCCUGGACCAAGGCUAUGGCUGCCUUCUUUGCCAUCAACAAGGAAGUGCUGCCCCUGAAGGCCAACCUGGCUGUGCAAGAGAACAGGUUGACCAUGGCAAAUGCAGACCUGCAAAAGGCCCAGGCUGAGCUGGACGACAAGCAGGCCGAACUGGAAGUGGUUCAGGCGGAGUACGAGAAGGCCAUGGUGGAGAAGCAGACGCUGCUCCAAGUAUGCGGAGCGUUGCAGCACAAAAUGCAGACGGCAUCCGGUCUGAUCAGUGGACUGGCGGGAGAGAAGGCGCGUUGGACAGAGCAGAGCCGCGAGUUCGCCACCCAGACCAAGAGGCUCGUCGGGGACGUGCUGCUGGCCACCGCCUUCCUGUCAUACUCCGGCCCCUUCAACCAGGAAUUCCGUGACCUUCUGCUCUCUGAUUGGCAGCGGGAGAUGCGGGCCCGUGCCAUUCCCUUCGGGACGGCCCUGAACCUUGCCGACAUGCUGAUCGACACGGCCACGGUGAGCGAGUGGACCCUGCAGGGGCUGCCUAACGACGACCUGUCCAUCCAGAACGGCAUAAUCGUGACCAAGGCUGCCCGUUUCCCUCUGCUCAUCGACCCCCAGACGCAGGGCAAGACCUGGAUCAAGAACAAAGAGGCUAAGAGUGAACUACAGAUCACGUCACUGAAUCACAAGUACUUCAGGAACCACCUGGAAGACAGCCUGUCUCUAGGUCGCCCCUUACUGAUCGAGGACAUAGGGGAGGAGCUGGAUCCAGCGCUGGAUAACGUCCUGGAGAAGAACUUCAUCAAGACCGGCUCUACAUAUAAGGUGAAGGUGGGCGAUAAGGAGGUGGACGUCAUGAAGGGUUUCCGGCUGUACAUGACCACCAAGCUGCCCAACCCGGCGUACACCCCGGAGGUCAGCGCUCGCACAGCCAUCAUCGACUUCACCGUCACCAUGCGCGGCCUGGAGGACCAGCUGCUGGGUAGGGUCAUCCUCACGGAGAAACAGGAGCUGGAGAAGGAGCGUACGGACCUGCUGGAGGACGUGACGGCCAACAAGCGGCGGAUGAAGGAGCUGGAGGACAGCCUGCUGCUCCGGCUGACCAGCACGCGGGGCUCGCUGGUGGACGACGACACUCUGGUCGUGGUGCUCGGCAACACCAAGCACACUGCCGAGGAGGUCACGCAGAAGCUCCAGAUCGCCGCGGAGACUGAGGUCCAGAUCAACACCGCGCGGGAGGAGUACAGACCCGUGGCUACCAGAGGCAGUAUCCUGUACUUCCUGAUCACGGAGAUGAGCAUGGUGAAUGUGAUGUAUCAGACGUCCCUGCGGCAGUUCCUCGGCCUGUUCGACGUGUCCCUGGCCAGGUCUUCGAAGAAUCCAAUUACAAGUAAACGCAUCAGCAACAUCAUCGAGUACAUGACGCACGAGGUGCACCGGUGCACAGCGCGGGGCCUGUACGAAGAGCACAAGUUCCUGUUCACACUCCUGCUCGCGCUCAAGAUUGACCUUCAGAGCGGCCGGGUCAAGCACGAGGAGUUCCUGACCCUCAUUAAAGGAGGUGCUUCGCUGGACCUGAAAGCCUGCCCACCCAAAGUGGCAAAGUGGAUUUUGGACAUGACGUGGCUCAACCUGGUCGAGCUCAGCAAACUGUGGCAGUUCUCCAACAUACUGGAUCAGAUUGCCCGCCAUGAGAAGCAGUGGAAGAGCUGGUUUGAUAAGGAGGCCCCAGAGGCAGAGGUGGUCCCAAACGCCUAUGACCAGUCCCUGGACUGCUUCCGACGCCUGCUCCUUAUCCGCUCCUGGUGCCCGGACAGAACCAUCGCUCAGGCACGUAAGUACAUAAAGGACUCUAUGGGAGAGAGAUACACAGAGGGCGUGAUUUUGGACCUUGAGAGGAUGUGGGAGGAGUCAGACCCACGCACACCCCUCAUCUGCUUCCUGUCCAUGGGCUCGGACCCCACUGACUCCAUCAUUGCCCUGGGCAAGAGGCAGAAGAUUGAGACGCGCUACGUCUCCAUGGGCCAAGGACAGGAGGUGCAUGCCCGCAAACUCCUGCAACACUCCAUGGCGAACGGCGGCUGGGCUCUGCUCCAGAACUGUCAUCUGGGGCUGGACUUCUUGGACGAGCUGAUGGACACCGUGACGGAGACGGACAGCGUCCACGAGAGCUUCCGCCUGUGGAUGACCACCGAGGUGCACCGGCACUUCCCCAUCGCGCUGCUGCAGAUGGCCAUCAAGUUCACCAAUGAACCGCCGCAGGGCUUGAAGGCGGGCCUCAAGAGGACCUAUAGCGCUAUCAGCCAGGACCUGCUAGACGUGAGCAACAUGGCUCAGUGGCGGCCGAUGCUCUACGCCGUGGCCUUCCUUCACUCCACCGUGCAGGAGAGGCGCAAGUACGGCCCCCUGGGCUGGAACAUCCCCUACGAGUUCAACCAGGCCGACUUCAACGCCGCCGUACAGUUCGUGCAGAACCACCUGGAUGACAUGGACAUCAAACGAGGCGUGUCCUGGAGCACCGUGCGCUACAUGAUCGGCGAGAUCCAGUACGGCGGCCGCGUGACGGACGACUACGACAAGCGCCUGCUCAACACCUUCGCCAAGGUGUGGUUCGGCGAGGGCAUGUUCGCGUCUGAAUUCCACUUCUACAAGGGCUACGGCAUCCCCCGCUGCGGCAACGUGGAGCAGUACCUGCAGCACAUACAGGCGCUGCCGGCCUACGACACUCCGGAAGUGUUCGGCCUCCACCCGAAUGCGGAUAUCACCUACCAGAGCAAGCUGGCCAAGGACGUCCUGGACACCAUCCUCGGGAUCCAGCCCAAGGACAGCUCAGGGGGCGCCGGGGAGACGCGGGAAGCCCUGGUGGCUCGUCUCGCUGACGACAUGCUGGAGAAGUUGCCCCCCGACUACGUGCCGUUUGAGGUGAGAGAGAGGCUACUGAAAGCGGGAGUCCUGCAGCCAAUGAGCAUCUUCCUGAAGCAGGAGCUGGAGCGCAUGCAGCGGGUGCUGGCCCUGGUGAGGAGCACCCUCACCGACCUGAAGCUGGCCAUCGACGGCACCAUCGUCAUGAGCGAGAACCUGCGGGACGCGCUCCACUGCAUGUACGACGCGCGCAUCCCUGCCCGCUGGAAAAAGGCCUCGUGGGCCUCCAGUACUCUGGGCUUCUGGUUCACUGAGCUCUUGGAGCGGAACCGGCAGUUUCAGGCAUGGAUCUUCGAGGGACGACCUAACUGCUUCUGGAUGACGGGCUUCUUCAACCCACAAGGUUUCCUGACAGCCAUGAGACAGGAGAUAACCCGAGCCACAAAGGGCUGGGCUCUGGACCGCAUGGUCCUGUGUAGCGAGGUGACGAGGUGGAUGAAGGACGAUGUCGCCCACCCGCCCCAGGAGGGCGUGUACGUGUACGGCCUGUACCUGGAGGGCGCCGGCUGGGACCGGCGAAACUGUCGCCUCGUAGACUCCAAGCCCAAGGUCUUGUUCGAGCCGAUGCCCGUACUCAGGCUGUACGCCGAGAACAACGGCGCGAAGGACUCGCGCGUGUACUCCUGCCCUAUUUAUAAGAAACCCGUGCGGACGGAUCUGAACUGGAUCGCGGCCGUGGACCUGAGGACGAAUCACCCCCCCGAGUACUGGGUACUGCGCGGUGUCGCUCUCUUGUGCGAUGCGAAAUGAGAGGCUUUUUGUUAACUCUUGCUGCAAAAUGAUUUUGUACAGAUCGCAAGCUUUCAUAAUUAGCUAAAUAAAAACUCAAAUAAAUGCUUAAAAACA
Electrophorus electricus (electric eel) is the source of this 14079-nucleotide messenger RNA. The record is from RefSeq and is a predicted model, not a curated record. Lineage: Eukaryota; Metazoa; Chordata; Actinopteri; Gymnotiformes; Gymnotidae.